Molecule: messenger RNA, 747 nt
Organism: Ilyonectria robusta
Lineage: Eukaryota; Fungi; Ascomycota; Sordariomycetes; Hypocreales; Nectriaceae
Exons: 4
Coding region: 1-747 (248 amino acids)
Source: RefSeq, a predicted model, not a curated record
AUGCAGACGCUGCCCAGUUUCACCUUUCUUGCCCUCGGCUUGUCCCUCCUUGCUCGAUAUGUCGCGGCGCAGACGACGAUUGGCGACAGAGAGAAGGAUCUCGCCUCCUCGCAGUUCAUCGGUUACUACAUCGCACCUGACUCCAUUCAGAAAAUGACCGCCUCCACAUCCUGGAUCACCUCCGGGACAUUCGCAGGAGAUUGCAACAGCGACUUCGAUUCCUGUGUCGUCGCGACAGAAUUUUCCAACGACACGAUCUAUUUCGGCGAUGGCUCGUCUACAUCGUGCGGCACUUUCAGUUGCGUUUCCAUGACCAUCUUCCAAACCUCUCCUGACGGGCUUCCCUCGGCGACAAAUAUAAAGUGCCGCCAGGGGUGGCGCGCCUACACUGUGUAUCGAGAGUUGGAGACACGUAAACUGACGGUUGCAUCCUUGGAAACAAGCAGCACUUUCGCCGAAAGCACCUCCAACGAGAGAGGCAUCGCCGAAGCCACGUCCUCCGAGACGACAUCUGCCACCUCGACCGGCGCGACAGCCUCUGCCGAGCCCACCUCCGAACCCAAGAAGUCCAAGAGCAAGGCGUGGAUUGCAGGCGCCGUAGUGGGAUCGAUCGCAGGACUUGCGGUCAUUUCAGGUGCGGGUUGGUUCUACAUGAGAAGCCAGAACCGAGCCAAAUCGGACCCCAUAGCUUCGACCUUGCAACCGCGCACGAAGGAGGAGCCACGGGUCGAGAUGCCUGGGCACUGA